Messenger RNA from Hyalella azteca, 1652 nucleotides. Its product is annotated as leucine-rich repeat-containing protein 4. Gene Ontology annotation, cellular component: extracellular matrix. Lineage: Eukaryota; Metazoa; Arthropoda; Malacostraca; Amphipoda; Hyalellidae. Gene Ontology annotation, molecular function: protein binding. The record is from RefSeq and is a predicted model, not a curated record. The transcript is spliced from 9 exons. Bases 109 to 1392 code for a protein of 427 amino acids.
CAGGUUGAGAGGACGGCGCCUCUCUCAGCCAACAUCGGAACAUCGCUACAAGCGUUGUAAAACCAAUCAUCACCAGAUAAUCUUUUUAAACUCUCUCUCAGUUCCCCCAUGACAAUGGGGGAGCGGCUGCGGCUAUGUCGGGUCAUGACGCUCCUGUGGCUGCUGCAGCGCUGUCCCGGCCGCCUGGCUAGCGCGCCUCCCGCGUUCUCUUGCCCUGCCGUUUGCAUCUGCCUCUCUGGCUCCCAGGUGCUGUGUGAUGGAGCUGGUCUGAAUUCAGUGCCGCGGGACACGCCGUCUCUGGUCGAGGAGCUCUCGUUCAGCCGCAACCAGCUGAGUAACCUCACCACUGACAUGUUCUCCAGCUGGCCUAAGCUCAGAGUUAUCACUUUAGAUGGCAACCAAAUACGAUAUCUGCAGCCCUUCGUAUUCAGGGGGCUGCCUAACGUCAACAAAAUUAGCGUGCAGCGUAACCCUCUUGCCGAGCUGCCGGCCUUCUCCUUCUCCAGCUUGGAGAACGUUUCUCAAAUAAACUUGAGGAACAAUCAGAUCCGCACCAUCCAUGCGAACGCAUUCUCAGGAUCUCGCAACAUUGGCAUGCUGUUGCUGCAGGACAAUCCUCUCAAGUCACUGAAAGCAAAGGCUUUCUCAGGGCUGAACACCGUCCAAUUCCUGUACCUGCCUUCCUGGAUCACCGAGCUGGAGGCAGACGUGUUCCAUGGGGUCAUGGGUGUAGGGCUGCUCAAGCUGCAGAGCCUCGACCUGAAGGCCUUCCAACCUUACACAUUCAGAGGCCUGAGCAACGUAACACAGAUCUCCAUCCAGGACUCGGACCUGGGCGUCCUGCGCAGCGACGCCUUCCAAGGCCUCAGGAAUGUCGGCGAGAUCCGCAUGCUCAACAAUAAGGUUGACUCCCUUGAGGGUCUGCGGGUCGGUGAGGAGCUGAACGUGGACGCGGUGGUGGUUCAGGGCAACCACUUCCUGCACAUUACGCGCCCCACGCCUCUGCUGCUGCAAGCUAACAACCGCAACGUCGUCACGGGUAACUUCUUCCCGUGCACAUGUCGGCUGGCAUGGUUGCUGGACACAGAUGUGGCCCGCUCCACACCACAGUUCCUGUCGCAAAACUUCUGCGUGUCUCCUUACGCGGUCCACGGCGCGCCCAUCGCGUCGGUGACUCAGGAACCCAUAAGCCCUUGCCUGUCGUCAGAGCGCGCGCCGCCUGUUGAAACGCACGUGGAGGAAGAGCGGGACCAGAUAUACGGCUCCCUGGACGUGUUCCAUCCAAAGCUACGAGAGGCAACAAGAAUUUUUUCUGGUGCAGGUGAAACGAAAUACUGUUCUCUCGUCUCAGUCCUGAGUGUUAUUGUAGCCCCUAUUUUCAUUCUGAACUAAGAUUGGACAAGUCCGCUCCGGAAAGCGAGAUGGAGCAACAAAAUGUGGUCUAUCGUCGUUUUCUUUGGAAUGUGAAACGAUUUUCUGCUAAGAAUACUCAUUGAUUGUACUUGUUGGAGAUUUUGUAGCAUCUAAGUUAGCAAUAGUUGAACCCGGCACACAUUCUUAGAAAUGGGCUUCCUUUAACUGCCCCGAACAUUUUCUCUGUGCUAUUGUCACUCGCUAACGUGAUUCGAUUCGAAUUAACGUUCAAUUAAAUA